Molecule: messenger RNA, 723 nt
Organism: Neolamprologus brichardi
Lineage: Eukaryota; Metazoa; Chordata; Actinopteri; Cichliformes; Cichlidae
Source: RefSeq, a predicted model, not a curated record
GACGUCCACUCUCAGGGCGAGGUGAUCGCCUGUUUGGAAAAAGGUUUGGUCCGUGAAGCCGAGGACCAGGCGGGGGCGCACGUCAUCAGGGAGGAAUGUAAAAAGGCCAUCAUGAGAGUCGCCGAGCUCUCCUCCGACGACUUCCACCUGGACCGCUACCUCUACUUCUCCUGCAGAGACGACAGAGAACGCUUCUGUGAAAACGUAAGAAUCCUUUAUUCUAGAGCUCAGAGGAUUCUUUUAGUUAGUUAUUUUAAAUUGAUCAGUAAAACUCUUAAAUGUCGUGUGGUCAGCGGCGAGUGUCAGGGUGAGAUGAUGGAUUACAGGCGGAUGCUGAUGGAGGAUUUCUCUCUGAGUCCUGAGAUCGUGCUGCACUGUCGCAGUGAGAUUGAGAGUCACUGCUCCGGUCUGCACCGCAAAGGACGAACGCUGCACUGCCUAAUGAGGGUCGGCCGAGGAGACAUGGGCGCCAUCGAUCCCAGCUGUCAGAAGGCGCUGCAAACGUUGAUCCAGGAAGCCGACCCCGGGGCCGACUACCGCAUCGAUCGGGCGCUUAACGAGGCCUGUGAGUCCGUCAUCCAGACCGCAUGCAAACACAUCCGCAGCGGCGACCCCAUGAUCCUGUCGUGUCUCAUGGAACAUCUGUACACUGAGAAGAUGGUGGAGGACUGCGAGCACAGACUGCUGGAGCUGCAGUACUUCAUCGCCAGAGACUGGAAGUAA